CCGCGAUUGGACGCAGGGUGGCCCUGGGAAGCUCCCCGAGGCCCUCAUAAGGAAAUGAUCAGGCCUCCAGAAGGCCCCAACAAGCCCUUGGCUCAAGCAACUUGGGAUCAAGCGAUCUUUGGCGGUGCGCGUACUUGCCCGAGGGGGAGGGAGGCACACCUCUACCGUCAGCGCGGGAUGUGGCAGCCAUGGCAGGGCAGUGCGGUGGGGCUGGCCGCUGCCAGCCUCGCAUGCAGUCUGUGGCUUGGGCAGGCCGCAGGUGGUGGCGGUGACCCUAUCUUCCAGUUGAAGAGCAAGAAGCUUGACAACGCCCAGUUCUGGAUCAUCUUUGCGGGAAUGGUCUUCUAUGGGCUCCUCAUCGACCGCGUCCAGUAUUUUACACAGCGAGCCGUCGAGAACAACCGCUGCAGCAAGAUGAUAUUCGACAGGGUUGUCACGGAGUUCAUGGUGUUCGGCAUCGUUGCCAUUACGAUUUUCAUAGGAACCAACUUGGAUCCAGACCUCGAUGAUAAGUUUCCGUAUUGUGUCACGCACCUCACUUACGCUGACGUGUUGGUGUCGUUCGCUGCGUGUUCCCUGAUCGGGCUGGGCGCAAUAUAUGCGUGGAUGCGGCACCGCACAUCGGAGCAUUUGCAGGGGUUUGAAGGGGAUGCGCACACCGACACUGUAAUCCCGAAGAUGGGAACUUGGACGCCCAUGAACGUCAAUUCAGCAGAGUGUCUUCCUGGAGCGGCAUAAGUUGACGACCGAUUCGUUUAACUGGAAUAUGUACUUUCAGGAGUCGCUUGCUCACCAGAUCUGCGAUCUGAUCAACAUUACGUGGGUGACCUGGCUUGUCUCGUUCUUGCUCUUGCUCCCCAUGGUGUUCUACAAGAUCUUCAUCGCUACAGACGCAGCCAAGACUCCAGCAUACAUCAACGGCUUCCUCUUUACGACGUUCUUUUUUUGUCUACUCACUUUGGCCACUGUAGUUAAGAUCAGGCUUCUCCGUGGAAAACUGUACGUAGCCGUGAACCGGUACCUAAAAACGCAUCGCCCAGAUGAAAUGGACGAGGACAGCGAAGACGAGGACAGCGAUGUUGAUGAUUUGGAUGACGUUGAGGAGCCCUUGCAAUGGUGGAGCGACUUCAUGGCGUGGCUCAUGCAAUUUGAGUCUCUGAGCGUGUGCUUCCUCCUGGGCAUGUACGUCAUGCACCUCACGUAUAACCUGAAAAUUUAUAAAGACGAACUGAGCUAUGGUGUGUGGUGGUACCAUCUUGGCUUCCUGGUCCCGCUCCUAUUCUCGUUGUUUGUCUUGUUCCCCUUGGGCUUGGUGGAGCUAACGACUGUCCAGGCUUUCUCCGCGCCCGACCAGGAGGUGCUCCACACAAUCGUCUCCGAGGUCCGCCAGGCUCACACAGACCUCGUCUUCAUCCAGAACAAGAUCACGGGCUUGACGCAGGGCAAGGCGAAGACACUGCUUCUCAAUGCGAACGGUGGUGACGAUACUGUGAAGAGGAUGGACUUAAUGAGCCUCUUGGUCUCGAUCGACGUACACCUCACGAAGGAGCGCGCCCUGGGCGUCUUCGACCUCGUGGACCAGGAGCACGAGGCCACCAACGUCACUCGUGGAAAGACCAUGCAGCUGAAGGUGAAGAACUGCCUCGAAGACGCCAUAGACACUCAGGUCCCCAUCGACGAUCUGCUGGACAGCGCCCGCAAGGCUAAGAUGGACGGCAAUCAGGGCAAAGAGGCGUGACCAGUACGUCCCCGCCAGGCGGUAGAGUUGUCAGAGCGAGGUGCUUCCCUGGCGCUCGGGCGCAAUAAACAGCUUGGGUGCGAAAGACGCGACGCUUGUAUAGAAUUCCCUCACGGCAACCACUGUCGAAUCGACGACGAAUCCUUAAUGAUUCACUUCUAACUAUUGGAAUUGAAUAUUGCUUCAUUUGGCCUUCGGCUCAAACCGCCACCGAGCCCAGUCCUCCUCUCACCCGUCCUUCCUCCUUUCCCCCUUCUAACCUUCGGUGCCGCCAUGGAUCCAGGCUGGCUUGCGGGAUGGCGUCUGCAGCGUGAGUGUGCUUUACUACGCUGGUGCGUCCAUAGUGGCGCGUUGUCUUUUUUUGUUUUGUGGUCGACCUCAGCCACCACUACUCGAUUCAUGUUACGGGCCAAGUGGAACAUGUCCACCGAAUCGACACCGUAUGUAUAUUUUUUUCGCGCUGGAAGCCGGCAAGCCGAGUGGCGACAUGUCCACCGCGCCCGCUGCAGCUCUUGUGCUCCGCGCAGCGUUCUUCACUUCGGCCAUCAACAAAAAAAAAGAAGGCCCCAACAAGCCCUUGAAAACAUUCGUGAGGCCCCC
Prorocentrum cordatum is the source of this 2338-nucleotide messenger RNA. Lineage: Eukaryota; Dinophyceae; Prorocentrales; Prorocentraceae. The record is from the annotation of a GenBank genome assembly.